Peromyscus californicus insignis is the source of this 724-nucleotide messenger RNA. It is a transcript of the gene Dynlt2, whose product is annotated as dynein light chain Tctex-type 2. Lineage: Eukaryota; Metazoa; Chordata; Mammalia; Rodentia; Cricetidae. The record is from RefSeq and is a predicted model, not a curated record. Gene Ontology annotation, molecular function: dynein intermediate chain binding. Bases 83 to 667 code for a protein of 194 amino acids. Gene Ontology annotation, biological process: microtubule-based movement. Gene Ontology annotation, cellular component: cytoplasmic dynein complex; cytoplasm. The transcript has 4 exons.
CAGGCGUCGCGGCCGGCCCGGGGCGUUGAGCGGGUGGACCGCGGCGGGAGGCGCGGCGGCGUCUUGGGGGGAACGCAUCAAAAUGGAUCGGCGAAGCCGAGUAACGAAGGCGUCCUCCGGCCAAGCGCCGCACCACUCCCCGGUGGCGCCUAGGAGGGAAAGGAGGCCUAGCAUGUUCGAGAAGGAGGCAUAUGCACAAAUCUUAAGAGAAAGAUUGAGAGAAUCUUUUCAUGAUGUUCAGUAUGUGGAACCUCCAUUUGACGAUUCAAUUGCUGAUAUAGGCAAAGAAUGGAAGAGUGCCCUGGCAAAAUUAAAGUUUGCUAAUUCAUAUAGAAUGGAGCCAUUGAGGAAAUUCCAAGCACAUCCAGUAGAAACUAAAAUCCAGCAGAUAUUAAAGGACAGUCUUAAAGAUCUCAAAUAUGAUGAAAAAGCCUUCUCUCAUAUAUCACUUGACUUGGCAGAUCGAGUAUUGGCAGCAGUCAAAGAAUUGGGGUACUACCGUUAUAAAUUCAUUAUAAAAGUAUUAUUUAUUCAAAAGACUGGUCAAGCAAUAAAUAUUGCCAGCAGAUGGAUCUGGGAUGUGGCAUGGGACAGCUGGGUACAAGCUAAACAUGAAACAGAGACCUACGUGGCAUUGGUUUUGGUAUUUGCUCUCUAUUGUGAAUAGCUCAGGACUAAAACAGUUUCACACACACCCCCUUUCAAAAUAAAUCACAUGUACAGA